AUGGGCUGGGACAGAGGAGACCAACCCUCACGCAUUGGGGUUGCUUUAAUUGGCACUGGCGUCUCUCUCGCCAUCCUGGUGCUCUUGUUUGCUGCCGCCCGAUUUUAUACACGAUGCAUGCAACGAGUGAAGUUCGGUCUCGAUGACUGGGUCUUUCUUAUUGCAGUGGUUGCCAUUGUUACCCGCGGGAUAUUUCUGGUUGUCUUGGUUGAAAUGACUGGUCUUGGAUACAAACCCGCGGAGCUUUCUCAUCCAGCUCACGACGUAUCUCAAACCCGCAAGGGGCUUUAUGUGCUUGAGAUAUUUGAUAUCCCCCUCACUAUUACGCCAGCCAAAAUAUCCCUCCUUCUAUUUUAUCGACGGAUCUUCUGCACGCGGAGUUUCCAAAUCACCGCCUCUUUGAUUGGAUCCAUUAUCCUGGGGCUGGGGAUUGCGACGCUGUUUCAAACAAUAUUUCAAUGUUCCCCAAUAUCGGCUGUUUGGGAUACAGAUGUCUAUGCACCAGAGAAGAUUGAAGGGAUGUGUGUCAACCAGGUAGUCUUCUACCGCGUGGUCUCCCCCAUCAAUCUUGCAACGGGGAUCAUGACUACGCUGUUACCAAUCCCCUGGGUAUGGAAGCUUCAUUUGCAAAAAGGGCAAAAGAUCUCCGUCAUUGGUGUAUUUCUCUUGAGCGGGCUUGGGACUGUUGCCAGCGCGAUCAUUACAGAGGCCUAUUUUACCAAGCUGAGCCCUAAAGUAGGCGAUCAAAGCGCUAUUAUGGGGAAGAUUGGAAUCCUCACCUUGGUUGAAAGCGCCGUCAUCGUCAUCGGGGUUUGCCUCGUGAGCAUCUGGCCCUUGGACGUCGCAGCACCCAGGCUGGUAUAUGAGCACAGUUUCAGUACAGCCUAA
Messenger RNA from Penicillium chermesinum, 888 nucleotides. RefSeq lists its product as uncharacterized. The coding region runs from base 1 to 888 and encodes 295 amino acids. The transcript has 7 exons. Lineage: Eukaryota; Fungi; Ascomycota; Eurotiomycetes; Eurotiales; Aspergillaceae. The record is from RefSeq and is a predicted model, not a curated record.